Molecule: messenger RNA, 1308 nt
Organism: Brugia malayi
Lineage: Eukaryota; Metazoa; Nematoda; Chromadorea; Rhabditida; Onchocercidae
Gene: Bma-gen-1
Product: XPG N-terminal domain containing protein
Exons: 11
Coding region: 1-1308 (435 amino acids)
Molecular function (GO): DNA binding; 5'-flap endonuclease activity
Source: RefSeq, a predicted model, not a curated record
AUGGGCGUCACAAGCAUGUGGGAAUAUGUGCAAAAGUUUGUACAACCUGUGAACAUAUCUGUAUUACGAAACAAACGAAUUGCUAUUGAUGGCCACACUUGGCUAUGUGAGGUACUACGUGGCUCGGUAGCACAUUGCUCAACAACUCGAAAACCAUACUUAAGUACAUUUUAUACACGUUGUCGAAGUUUAUUGGAAGAAGGUGUUGAACCUAUUGUUGUUUUCGAUGGAAUUGAUGAGGGAGAACGGACAAAUAUAGAUUAUGGGAUUUCUUCGAUGAGAAAAGUUAGGAAGCGUGGAAGCAAAUACUGGACAUCAGAGCUAAAACAAGAAAUGGUGCCAAAAGUUGAAGAAAUCAAGAUGUUGUUAAACUCGAUGGGAGUUCGCUGGAUGGAAAGUAAGUUAGAAGGUGAAGCACAAUGCGCACAGCUCGAGCAACGAGGUUUGGUUGACUUUGGUUUUGGUGGCAAGAUACAGAACAACAUUCUCCAUCUUUCCAUGGAUUACUUGGAUGAAACCUUGUGCUUGAGCAGGUCCUGUCUUAUCGCAAUGACAAUCAUGAUUGGUUGUGAUUAUGCUCAAAAAGGGAUUCCUGGUGUUGGUUUAGUUACAGCGUUAGAAAUUGUUUCUGAAUUUUAUCUCAUGAAACACGAUCAUCCUCAAGUCAUUUUGGACAGAUUUAAAUCUUAUACGACAGAAAUGCUCCCAGUGCGCGAUUAUGAUAGCAAUGUUAAACGGAAAUUACGACUUAGCGUUAAUAGAAAUUCCAUUGAUUUGCGAAAUUUCAAUCCAAACUCAGAUGCUAUGUCUAAUGCGAUCAACAUUUAUUUGAUGCCAGUUGUUAUUGAGUAUUCUCGUACACAGCUACCCAAAAAAUUGCCACCAAAUAUACAAAAAACUGAAGAAAUAUUGAUGCGUGAAUGUAACUGGAAGCCAAAUGGUGUUAACUGUACACAGAAGCUGCAAUCAGAUGCAGAGAAAGUUGAGAAGUCUGCAACGCUUACAAAAGCGGGACGUACUGUUUGCUCAAAACGUGAACGAGUUGCUAUGGAGCGUCUGCGUAUGAACGCUUUGCUUUACAAACACAGUCCUGUGAUAGAAGUGAUCUCAGUACCAUCAACUUCAGAAGAUGUGAAUCAGUUGAAUGGUGAAAGUAGUGGUAUAAUUGUCUCAUCACAGCGCGAUUCAAUUCAACGAAGUGGACGAAAAAAGGGAAAUCAUGAGAUGGGUGGUGUGCAACAACCACCGCCUAGCAAAAUUCCACGAAAAGAUGGUUUUGUUACAAAAAUAAUUCAAUCGAGGGCAUAA